UUAGUGAACCAGUUUUUUUAUGUUUGUGAUAUUGGCGUGAAGACAAAUUGUAAAUUUGUAAAAAAAAUGUGAUGAUGGUGAUCUUCAACUGAAAUAUUUAAAUCUCAACUCAAGUUUGAUUGCGCAUUCAAGUGAAUGAAAAUAAAGUUCAAAAAAGUUUUCAAAAGGCAAGUUUUUAUUCAGCAAAAAUAUCUGAUAAAAAUCGUUCAAAAUUUUCGACACAUCCUAAUGUCCCGUGAAAACGUAGACUAUGCUUAUUAAAUUAAGAACCGGGUUUUGACUUUAUUUUCCAACCGAUUCUUAUCCGUGUUAGGAUUUGUUUCAGGUUUCGAAUAAGCUUCCAGGUCUGGUUUGAAGUUAUUAUAAUAAAAGAUAAUUAGUAGUUAUCAUAAUUACUAUCAUUUGAGACGCUUCAAGUUGUUAGAAUUUCCAGAACUAUUUUUUGUUUAAUUUAAGUUAGGACUCUUUUUAUUAUUCAGAUCCGUAGGACCAGAACUGCUUAUGAAAACAUUCAGAAAUUUUUUCCUGGAAACUGAAUGAGAGUACGGGAGGGUGUUGCUUCAAGAAGCGACAACGAACUAGUUAUUUUUUUUUCGGUUUCAAAUCCUGUUUAUUUAUCCAUUUCUUACGACUAGCAAAACAUGUACAUAAAUUUCCUAAUCUGAUCUACUACAUAUUACAAACUAACAGAUGUUCAAAAAACUCUUGAAAUGCUUUUCAAAUAUAGAUUUAUUAUUCCAACGAACUUCGCGUAUUUGUCUCUUGAAAUCUUUUAACCGAUUGAUGUUCGUUUUUCCAUGAUGGUUUAAGUUGUAAGCCAUAGCUUCAACUGUUAACCAUAGCCCUGCUUUAAGUUUGCAACUAUUCUCACCAAUUACUACCGAAAUCAAUUCUUCUGGAUCAUUAAUAUAAAUUUUAAUUCUAUCUCGAAGGAAACAAAUUGAGCGUACCGUCGCUAAGGGUUAUGUAAAGAAUUUCGGGGUAUCAACCUGAUCCGAAAGAACGACACCAAAACGGUCCGAAGACAAUUUGGUUCAUUCGAGUAAUGGAGAGGGAGAACAUAACUUAAGAAUUUCUGGAUUACAGAGAGCAUUUUAGACCAGGAAACACUACCAGAUGAUCUUUAAACAACUACAUAGCGUACGUCAUCAAUCUUAAAAAUGACAUUCAAUUGGUCCAGAGCGAGCUACAUUUUUCGAUGCAGUAUUGUCAAACGGGACAUCAUGCAACAUCGGUUUUAGAUACUAAUUUGUAUACCACUGUACUAAUUCAAUUUUAAUUUUAAGCAAUUGGAGUAGAGGACCAAAACUAUUGUAAAAGGUCCAAGGUAGCAACUAUGUUUUUCUCCAAAAACCAACAUAAUUCCUUGAAAUUUUCUGUGUUAAAGUAAAUGUUAAUGAUUCCACGAACUUUUGGUGGAUAUAGAUUGGGAAAUAUAAUUAAGAAAAAAUGUGUGUUCGGAUUCUUUGUAUGAACAUAUUAUUCUUAAAAAAAAAGAGUGAAUGAAAAAUUAAUGUUCUGGCAUCACGGAAAUUACGUCAAUGAACUGGGGUAUUAAUGAACCCAUUCAUCAGAUACAGCACGAAACAUUGAAUUGUGCUAAUGCGAUUCGUGUAGUUCCAAGAGUGUGUGAGUGCAAAAGGUGACUUGACCAAACGCGAAAAAUAACGGUCAUUCUUUAGGCAUCUUUUGCGAAGAAUAGUUUGUAGUGCGCGAAAGAAAAUCGUGAUAAUUUCUCGGUCACCACAGAACUUUUUCCAUAAAUAGCUGAUUUUUUUGCAUUUUCUCGUAUUCCAAAGUCUAUUUUAGGAAGAGGAAGAAGAGGAAGAGAAGAGGCGGGAUGGAAGAAGAAGAAGAGUAGAAGCAGAAUGGAAGAAGAAGAAGGGAAUGAGUAGUAGGAGAAGAAGAAGGAAAUCGCAAAAGGAUGCGGUCUGAAGAAUUAGCAGAGUUUUGAUUGAAAUAGAUAAUAAGCAACAAAUUUAUUUUGGUUUUGUUUUGUGGCGUAGUUUUAUGUAUGUUUUGGUAAUUUGUGUUUCCUCCCCCAUUGCUAGGCGGGAGUGAAGCAAAAGAACUUCAACACUUUCCUUGUACCGCAUUUUUUAAACACUGAUCGGUACUGAACCGAUCAGGAAUUCAAAUUGAUUUCUGUUUGUAAUGUGUCCUUUUUAUGUUCACUUGACACUUUAAUCAAUUUGUUCGCAAACACCAUUAUCUGUGCACGUACCUUAGAAUAAGCAUAACUCUCUCACAACAUAGCAACUUUCACCGAGAGAGUCUCACACAAUAGUAUGUAAGCCAUUUUAGAUAUAAGUUAGAAUAGAUCAAAGAGUUAAACGAAUCGCACGGAUUUUCACUUCUUCGAAAUAAAUCAAAGUUAAGUCCAAUCAAGCGACUUUUUACUAUCUCCGAAAUCGGGAAUAAUCAGUUGGUACAAUCAAAACGGCUAAUUAAGUGUUGUUGAGGAAAGCGCAAUCGAAUCGCGCAGUGGCACUCCGUACAAUAAACGCCGAAAGUGCAAACAAAAUUCUUCCCCCAGCGGGUGAACAGCUGACUAGUGAAGUGCCGAAGACUUACCUGGACAUUCUUGCUGCUGGUAGAUGCCGUCGACGAGAGACGGGAAGAAAUACCCCGAAAUACGAACCCCCCCAUCGGCCGAGCCCGAACAUUUGGUCCUUCGAACCGGAUUCGAGGACAUCAUCUCAUCAGGAACCAGCAGAGGAAUCAGCAUUCGCCAUCUUCCGAGCGCCAAAGCAGUUGUGGUUUGUAGAAAUCCACACCCAAGGUAGGCCAACUUGUGAUUUUCACACCGCGGACAAACUAUUACGGCCCAAUUAUUCACUUGGCCAACGGAUAAUUUUGUAAAUUGGGCGCAAAAAAUUAACCGACACCGCAAUUAUAGCCAAACAGUCGAUUAAUGAAUUCGUAGAAUCAAAACAAACGGGAAACUUUUACAGUGCCGUUCAAAUGUUUUGAAACACAGUGCAGCGCAAAAGUUUUGCAACAAGGAAAAAUUAAAUAACUUUUUUAACCAAAUUGCAUUUUUUGUGGCCAAAAGUCAGUUCAAGGCGCAAGUGCAAGUGCAUUGAGGGUGGUGCACUCUACAGUGUCGUUCAAAAAUACACCGACACUUGAAAAAUUGAAAGUUUUUUGGAAAAAUUGGAAUUCACUUCCAGUGGUCUCUGAGACACUGUGAAGCAUUGCUGAUACGCAUUGGGGCAAGUGGCCAGACAACAGUACUGUACAAAAGUAUAGCGACACUGGUGGAUUUUUGGAAAAUUUCAAAAUCGCUUUACCUGUUAAUUUUGAGGCGAUUGUAGCAUUGCUGGGUGGCGUUUAUACAAGUUGCUGACUACAGUACCGUCCAAAAACAUAGCAAUUAGAACAAAAUAAAAAUAAUUUGGAGAUUUUCAUAUACAAAUCGCAUCCAAAGGUCAAUCGUUCGUGGCAUUUACGGUCUUUUUUGGUGCAGUUACGUGUGAUUUGAGUGGUGUUGAGUGAUGACUAGCAAGGCGGAGAAAAAACUUACAGCGGACCUUCUGACGAGACGACGAGCGUGUGCUGAGCGAGAUGUGGUGGAGAAGUUCAUCACGGACUACACCUAUGAACGGGAUUGCUGCCAGGUUUCGGUACGUUUGGAGGCUCUCAACAAAUGCAACGAGUUGUUCUUGAACGUGCAGAACGACAUCGAGAUGGGUGACAUCGAAGAACGGUUCGAGGCGCAUCUGGAGUUCCGGGCGGAUUUCGAGGAUCGGUUUUGCAGAGCGAAAGGUUUUUUGUUGUCUAAGCUGGAAAGCAGGGAGCAUCUUCUGAGUUCGACGAUCAUGCACGCAUCGACUUCUCAUAGCAUGUCUUCCAGUUUCCAUCAUCGGCUGCCUAAAAUCGAUCUACCGAAGUUUAGCGGGGAUGAAUCGCGAUGGAUAUCAUUUCGCGACAACUUCAUUUCGAUGAUCCACUGCAACGAGGACAUUCCAAUCGUCAACAAGCUGCAGUACCUAUUACAGUCACUGGAAGGAGAGGCCAAGAAACCAUUCGAAUCUGUGGACGUUCAAGCCGAUAAUUAUUCAUCGACAUGGGACGCUUUGAAAAAGCGGUAUGACAACAAGCGUUUCCUUAGGAAAGAGCUUUUCCGUGGCCUGUACAACCUUCCACCUCUUCAGCAUGAAUCCGCACAAGACCUCAACACACUGGUUGACGAUUUCCAGCGACACGUUAAGGCACUGGGGAAAUUGGGUGAACCUAUCGAGCAUUGGGAUACGCCGCUCAUCUUUAUCCUGACGAAUAAGUUAGAUUCGGCGACGAUUCGUGCAUGGGAGCAAGAUACUCGACAGAAGGAUGAGGUGAAAUACGACGAGCUCAUCGAGUUUCUCAUCCACCAGUUCCGGAUGUUGAAAUCCGUGGACAGCGAUCUCCAGCAUCGUUCCUCAGUGCCCACCGUUUCCAAGGUGGCCGGCCAAAUCCCGAAGAAACCAUUUCCCAUUCGGUCUGUCGUAAACACAGCUACAUCCGAAAUUCAAUCCAGCACUUCGCCAUGCCACUGUUGCUUGAGGACACAUCCUCUUCACCAAUGUCCAGCAUUUUCGAACCUGUCAAGCUCCCAGCGGCGAGAGCUCGUGACACAGAACAGUCUUUGUUGGAAUUGCUUUCGUGCAAACCAUCAGGCAAGAUCCUGUAAAUCGAAGUUUCUGUGUAGGAUUUGCCAAGCGAAACACCACACCAUGUUGCACGACCACCAAACAGCACAUCUAGAGCAACCCACUACUGAAGAACCACAUCCCGUACAAGCGAAUCCAGGUUUUAGCGGUUCAGUAAACCCACCAGCGAUAAAUCUAUCCGUGCAUUCAAAUUCGACGGUUCUAUUGGAGACGGUCACGCUGUUUGUUGUCGACCGAUACGGCAGAAAGAUUCCUGCUAGAGCUCUGCUAGAUUCUGCAGCGAUGUCCAACUUCAUCACUAAGAAGCUGGCGAACCAACUCGCCACCCGUCAAAGGCCCGUGGACAUCUCAGUUGCCGGAAUCGGAGAGUCAGUGAAGCGCAUCAAACACAAGUUAGCUGCCAAAAUCAUAUCCAAGAACAGCGACUUCUCCACCACACUCGAUUUCCUCGUCAUGAAGAAACCAACAUCAUAUCUCCCCACAUCCCCGAUCGAUUCAACUGCCUGGAGAAUGCCGAAGGUUCCAUUGGCGGAUCCUCAGUUCAACGUUCCAGCAACAAUCGACAUGAUCAUCGGUGGAGAAUGUUACCAUGAGUUUCACACAGGCGUACGCCACUCCCUUGGUAACGGUUUCCCGUUUUUGGUGGACACCCUCUUUGGCUGGACAGUUUCUGGCAAAGUGGAUUCCAGCUCCACCACCACACCGCGAGCGUGCUUCCUCUCCACCGUUGAUCAAACCCGAGAAACGAUCCCUGAGGAGUUCCGGCCAAUGGACACCACCGAUGGGAGCCAAAGGAUGGACGUUGAACCCUCCACCACUCAAAUCCACGACGAAGGAUACGUCGCCUGCCAUUCACGGUCUAAUGAUCCACAAACCACCCUUGGAGAUAACGAAACGAGAGCCACACAUGGAAACUCCACCAGAUAUUCACACCACAGCGAUUCUGUUCAACACUACAAACCACACUGCUAUCUGCCACAUCACCCGGUGCUCAAGGAUGCCAGCAAAACCACCAAUGAAUGCGUGGUAUUCAACGCAUCCUGUGAGCCCAACUCAGGGUACGCGCUCAAGGAUACGCUGCUCGUCGGUUGCAUCGUUCAACAUAAUCCGCUGUCCGCCACUCUUCUAAGUGCCGCCAAAAGCAACGACAAAGUAGAAGACGAUGCUGAUGGAUCCAGCUGCUAUAUCGUUCCUUUGGCCAUGCAGCCCUCUGGUACCUGCCUGGAGUUAGGUGCACCUCUUCUACCAACGGAAUCGUUCCAGAAACCCCAACGGUCAAAGCCGCCACCGCAUCGUUGGCGAACUCUUGCUGCUAAACGCGCACCAGUUGUCCAGAUUGGUACAGACGGGCACAAUGUGACCAGCAAUCUGUCCAACAUGUUCCAUUUCCCCGAUAAGCGUCAGUGCUCCUUGGAAAGCUGGCCUUAUUCCGCCACUUCGCGGCCACUCGGUCGCUGUACAAGGCUUCAUCCAGGUCGAGAUGGAGUCAUUCAGCCAGCCAAGCGAGAUUGUCAUCUUACUCAUCGCCAGCCCUGUUGACAGUCAACGCGACAACUAGAAAGCUACAAAGACCGGUAGAGCACGCCGAACGUGCUCAACGCGCUAAUGGAGCGCUAACAGGUGAUUAGCGUUCCUAUCAUUCUAUCCAUAUCGUUCGAUCUACCGGGUCUUUGUUGUUUACAGUUCCUUAGACGCCCUUUUGUACCCCGCCAUCAUCGAGAUCCUUCUACAAAGACCGGCAGAGCACGCCGAAUGUGACUCACUGCGCAUGUAGAGCGCUAAUAGGUGAUUAGCGUUCCAAACUGUCACAUUUUCUCGUUCGAUCUACCGGUUCUUUGUCGAUUGCAGAUCCUUUCCUACAACUACCCUACAUCUUCAUCGAGUAUUCGUUGCCAUUGACCAAGCCACAAGUCCGAAGCAGAAUCUUCUAAGACCGGUAGAGCACGCCGAACGUUGCUCAACGCGCUAACGGAGCGCUAAUAGGUGAUUAGCGUUCCUAUCAUUUUUCUCCUAUCGUUCCAUCUACCGGGUCUUUUGUUGAUUCCAGAUCACCAACUAUCGUACAUCGUCGCAGCAUCUCAUGGGCCACCACCGAGAACGGCCAACAACAUCGGUAUCAACAGCAGAGUCUUCAAAGAUCGGUAGAGCACGCCGAACGUUGCUCAACGCGCUUAAAGGGCGUUAACAGGUGAUUAGCGUUCCUAUAACCUUAUCCUCCGUUGUUCGUUCUACCGGAUCUCUUGUCGUUCACAGAUUCUGCACCAGUGCCGAUGUUGCGACUAAGUUCCUCGAUGAGCAACAUACCAGCCGUGCCUUCGAAUCCAGCCGAAGAAGCAUGUAGCAACCCGUUGGGCAUAUGGGUUAUUGAAACGAUCGCCAGCAGUUUCAAGGUGGCCGGAAUGAUCGGUACUGAACCGAUCAGGAAUUCAAAUUGAUUUCUGUUUGUAAUGUGUCCUUUUUAUGUUCACUUGACACUUUAAUCAAUUUGUUCGCAAACACCAUUAUCUGUGCACGUACCUUAGAAUAAGCAUAACUCUCUCACAACAUAGCAACUUUCACCGAGAGAGUCUCACACAAUAGUAUGUAAGCCAUUUUAGAUAUAAGUUAGAAUAGAUCAAAGAGUUAAACGAAUCGCACGGAUUUUCACUUCUUCGAAAUAAAUCAAAGUUAAGUCCAAUCAAGCGACUUUUUACUAUCUCCGAAAUCGGGAAUAAUCAGUUGGUACAAUCAAAACGGCUAAUUAAGUGUUGUUGAGGAAAGCGCAAUCGAAUCGCGCAGUGGCACUCCGUACAAUAAACGCCGAAAGUGCAAACAAAAUUCUUCCCCCAGCGGGUGAACAGCUGACUAGU
Uranotaenia lowii is the source of this 7501-nucleotide messenger RNA. RefSeq lists its product as uncharacterized. The transcript is spliced from 2 exons. NCBI's taxonomy places the organism in Eukaryota, Metazoa, Arthropoda, Insecta, Diptera, Culicidae. The record is from RefSeq and is a predicted model, not a curated record. Bases 3498 to 6191 code for a protein of 897 amino acids.